Molecule: messenger RNA, 2325 nt
Organism: Prorocentrum cordatum
Lineage: Eukaryota; Dinophyceae; Prorocentrales; Prorocentraceae
Source: the annotation of a GenBank genome assembly
AUGGUGCGGCCGCGCGCAGCGGUGCCCCAGUGGCGUGGGAGCGCCCACAGCCUCGCUGUGGAGGCGGUCCCCAUCGCGGGCGCCCUGGAGUCCACCUCUUUCCAGGACUGCGUCGGCUACGUGCUCUGCCUCGACUGGCGGGUCUUCGACAACGGUCCCUCGAUGCAGGAGGCCCUAUUCACUUUCGACUGCGACGGCGACGGUGCUGGGGUCGGCAGCCGCCCUGCCGGGAGCUACCCCUUCCCACAGUGCUUGGUUUUCGGGUCGUCGCAAGAGCCCCUUUGCCCCGCACCGGCACCGGUGGAGUCGGGCGCUUUGCGGCUCUUCUGGCAUGCGCGCCGCCGCAGGUGCCUGCUACUGGCCAUUGUAUUGUUUUUCGUGUCUGCAGCUUGGGAUGCUACUGGUCAUAGUGGGAGGCCUCCAGAUGAGGAUUCACUACCCGAGGACGCGGCCACCUUCUCCGUCAGCUUCAUGUCCACAUUCGUCAUAGGAUACAUAUUGUGGUUGUUCGCAGUUGGGGUGUUGGCCGUUGUGAAGGCGAUGGAGUUCAUGCUGCGCCUCUGUACCCGUUUUCGCUCCAACGCUCCCGCCUGGUGCGCGCACCGCCUGCGACUUAUGCGCAAGUGCGUCUGCGCCUCCGUGAGCCUCAGCUUUUGUCUCGCUGCCGCGGGUACCGUGGGAGCAAUCGUGGGUAGCACCGUUGGAAUAUUGGCCACAGCAGUUCAGUGGCACCACCUGCCGCCUUUUCCGCCCGCGCCGUCCCAGCCGCCUGGGUCGCUGCAAGUGCCAGCAGACCAGCGCGCCAACCCAGCAGUCGGCGAUUUGGAAGGCGGAGUUCGCAGGCUGAACUUCGACGAGGCCAUGCCGCCUGCACUGCCGGCCCCGCCGGCACGGCUUCACUGUCCAGUGGUGGGAUGCCCCUGUUCUGACACGAGGCGACAUCCCCGCUGGGCCACUCUCCCAACCUUGUGCCGACACUUGGACGCCCACCUCAGUGGCCAGCUGCACGGGCACGUCGAGGACGAGUGGCUCCGCCAGCAAGGCCGCACUCGCUGCCGGGCGUGCGGCCUGUGCGUGGCUGCCCGCAGGGGCGUGCACGCCUCUUGCCGCCCCGCCGACCGUGCUGCCGCGCGGCCUGCAGCCCCGCCCGUGGCAGAGCCUGGAGCCCCGCCGGCCGGUCAAGGCGUUGGGGGACGUCCAUCCCUGGACAUCGUCCACGCGGCGGCCGUGUCUACCCCCCGCUACGCGCCCGAACGAGCCCGGCCAGCUUGGUCUCGAACGCUUUCCCGGUGCCUCGCCAACGCGGCGGUGCACAACUCGGCCUCAGCUUGGACCGACCUGCAGAUGGUGGCCAAGUGCGUCCUCUGCGUGCCGCCGCGCACGGGCAGGAAGAACGAGACCGCGCUUGCCGCUUUCACGCUGGAGCGGCUGGCCCAGUGGGAAGCCAGGGAACUCUCGACUCUCUGGCGGGAGGCGUGCGGCGAGCGACCGGGAGAGCGGCGGCAACGAGCGAAGAGGCCGCCGACCGCGGAGCAGCGCCCCGCCCGCGCUGCCGCUUUCGCGGCGGAGGGCUUGCUGGGGAAGGGCUGCGCCGCAUUGGCCGCCGCGGGCCUCGCGACGCCAGCGCGGGAGACCGCGCUGGCCUUUGAAAGGCUGCACCCUGCUGCGCCCGCCCUGCCUCUCGGCCGCCUGGGACAGCUCGUGGCCGCGCCCGAGAUCGCCCCGAACUCGGUGCUCAAGGCUGAAACUGGCGUUAGCCGCGUCGCCUUGCGGGGUGGGUUCAAGCUGCUGGGCGCGUCCAUCGGCGACCAGGCCUACUGCGAGGCUUUUCACGGCUUACGGCGCAUGGAGGCCCACGUGCCUGGCGCCUACAUGGCGAGCCUGGCUGCGACCCGAGACCUCUGCGCCGCGCUGGACCCAGCCUACAGGUGGGCGCCAGAGGACGCGAGCACGAGGGCCGGACAGGCGCUCUUCGCCUACAACGCCCGGCUGCCAGGGGCGAGCGGAGCGCGCCCAGAAACUCUCGAGGGUGCCACGCAGAAGGGCCUUUCUGCUGCUUUGGACGACCACGACCACAAGGCCUUCUGCGUUGGCUUGAGCGAGUCAGACCUAGCGGAAAUCCAAUCCGAACAACUCCCCGGCGCCAGCGGCUUCCUGAAGGCGCCGCCGAAGGAGAACCUCGGGCUGCUCGUCGAACCAGAGGAGUUUGUGACUGCGGUCAAGCGCCGGCUCCUAGUGCCCGUCUACGAGUCCGAACACUACUACUGCCCCUGCUGCGACGGCGUGUGCGACAGGCCGCUCUCGGCAUGGCUCGGCUCGGCCUAG